This is a messenger RNA of Hibiscus syriacus, 1605 nucleotides long. Its product is annotated as homogentisate 1,2-dioxygenase. The record is from RefSeq and is a predicted model, not a curated record. NCBI's taxonomy places the organism in Eukaryota, Viridiplantae, Streptophyta, Magnoliopsida, Malvales, Malvaceae. The transcript is spliced from 9 exons. Gene Ontology annotation, biological process: L-phenylalanine catabolic process. Gene Ontology annotation, cellular component: cytoplasm. Bases 1 to 1437 code for a protein of 478 amino acids. Gene Ontology annotation, molecular function: homogentisate 1,2-dioxygenase activity.
AUGGAGGAGACGGCGGCGGAUGUCAUAAAACGCGACGGUUUGGGGAAAUUUCCUGAUAAUUUAGAGUACCAAUCAGGAUUCACCAAUGAUUUUUCAUCGGAGGCGAUCGCCGGAGCUCUACCACGAGGCCAAAAUAGUCCUCUUUUUUGCCCUUUUGGACUCUAUGCUGAGCAGAUCUCCGGCACUUCCUUUACUUCUCCGCGCAAGCUUAAUCAACGCAGUUGGUUAUAUAGAAUCAAGCCAUCGGUGACUCACGAGCCAUUUUGGCCACGUGAACCGAGUCAUAAGAAGCUUGUGAGUGAAUUUGACCGGUCCAACACGGUUGCAAACCCGACUCGGCUCCGGUGGAAGCCUGUGGAUAUUCCUGAGUUGCCGAUCGAUUUUAUCGAUGGUUUAUACACAAUAUGUGGAGCUGGCAGCUCAUUCCUUCGACAUGGAUACGCUAUUCACAUGUACACUGCCAACAAAUCAAUGGACAAUUGUGCCUUCUGCAAUGCGGAUGGUGAUUUUUUGGUAGUUCCACAGCAAGGAAGGCUAUGGAUCACUACUGAAUGUGGAAGAUUGCAGGUAUCUCCUGGGGAAAUUGUUGUCUUACCUCAAGGCUUCCGCUUUGUUGUAGAUUUGCCUGAUGGCCCUUCUCGUGGUUAUGUUGCUGAGGUCUUCGGCACCCAUUUUCAGCUUCCUGAUCUUGGCCCGAUAGGUGCUAAUGGUCUUGCUGCUUCAAGACACUUCCUCGCCCCCACAGCUUGGUUUGAGGAGGUUCCCCGGCCAGGGUUUACCAUUGUACAAAAGUUUGGUGGAGAACUUUUCACUGCAAGACAAGAUUUUUCUCCUUUCAACGUAGUUGCCUGGCAUGGUAAUUAUGUCCCGUAUAAGUAUGAUCUUAGCAAGUUCUGCCCUUACAAUACUGUCUUAGUCGAUCAUGGUGAUCCAUCAAUAAAUACAGUUCUGACAGCACCAACUGAUAAACCGGGUGUGGCAUUGCUUGAUUUUGUCAUUUUCCCUCCCCGAUGGUUGGUCGCUGAACAUACAUUCCGACCUCCAUAUUACCACCGCAAUUGCAUGAGUGAAUUUAUGGGCCUAAUACAUGGUGGAUAUGAGGCAAAAGCUGAUGGCUUUCUGCCCGGUGGUGCUAGUCUUCAUAGUUGCAUGACUCCUCACGGUCCUGACACCAAGACAUACGAGGCCACUAUUGCACAUGGAAAUGAGGCAGGACCUCACAGGAUCACUGAUACAAUGGCCUUUAUGUUCGAAUCAUGUUUAAUGCCUAGAACCUGUCCAUGGGCUCUCGAUUCCCCCUUCAGGGAUCAUGAUUAUUACCAGUGCUGGAUUGGGCUGAAAUCCCAUUUUUCACAUGAUAAAAAGGAAGCUAAAACCAACGCUUUGCGGAAUGGACUCGAUGAGACCGGGUCCGAACUCCAAAGCCACAGUGGGUGAGUUGAUUUUCAAACAUUAAUCUCGGCCUCAAGCUCUUAUAGAUUCAGACACUAUGUUCUUAUGCAGAAUAAGCAAUGUAUGUAAUCUCACAGGUUGGGAAAGGUGGGAGGGUGAUUUUAUUGUUCCUUAGCUCAUAGGAGUGUGACAUCGAUCAUGUCUAAUCUUGAU